CACCUAUUUUGCCAUCCCUCAACCCCAACCCACUUUGGUAACCAACAGUUUAUUUACUGUAUUUAUGAAUCUGUUGCUGUUUUGUUUGUUUGUUUUUUAGAUUCCACAUAUAAGUGAAAUCAUAUGGUAUUUGUCUUCUGACUUAUUUCAUCUAGCAUAACACCCUUCUUACAUCCAUGUUGUUAUAAAUGGCAACAUUUUGUUAUUUUUCAUGGUUGAGUAAUAGGGCUUGUGUUUCUUACAGAGUUCUCUGGAUGACAGCUAGGAUAGGAAAUGGUACUUCACUACUUUUGUUAAUAAAGCAUAAUAGACCUUAAUCUUUUUCAGCGAUAAAAUAUCUUUCUAAGAUAUUCUGCUGCUUCUAAGAGCUCUUUACAUUUGAAUUAACUGAAUUCUAGUAUAAGUGACUUGGAGCCAAAUUUGAUAGUUUAAAUUUUGGGCUUCCCUGUAGCUCACCUUGUCAUCUUGGACAAAUUACUUAACCUACUGUGCCUUUGUUUUCCAAUCUCAAAGAGGGAUCAUAGUAAUAGUAUUUAUGUUAGAGACUUGGGAUAAUUAAAUGAAUAAAUGGUGUUUAGUACAUGGUAGUUGCAAUAUAACUAUUAAUAUUGUUUUUAUUCUUAGAAAUAAUGUCUUCAAAGUCUCUUUCCUGCUGGACUGAAUGUGCUGAAGCCAGAGACUUCAUCAGUUUUGUCUACUGUCAGUUGAGUUGCUUGCAAAUACCUCCAAAUGGGCUUGGAAUCCAUCUCCCCCUUCCUUUAAACAUUUUUUGUUUAUUUGCACAUGCACUUAUUUGAGAAAGGAUUAAGAUGGCUUAAUUUAAGUUAAUUUAUAUUUAUAUUAAUUAGUUCAUUUAUAGGAGCCCUUGGCUUAACCUGGGAAAUCCUGGUUCAACAGUGGGAAAGUUAAUUUACAGAAGCCCUUGGCUUAAUUUAGGAAAUCCUGGUUCAACAGUGAGAAAGUUAAUUUAUAGAAGCCGUUGGCUUAACUGGGAAAUCCCUGGUUCAACAGUGGGAAAACAGUGAAUCUUGCCCUUAGGGGACGCUAUUUAUCAGGGUAUCCUAACCCCAGGAAAAGGGAGGAGAAAAGGCGCACGGACGGGAGUGACAUCAGCAGGAAAUUAGUAUCAAGUUACCCAAAACCUAAGACCUAGUUUUUACUCGCACAGCCAGAAAAUCUGGAGUUCUCUUGCCGCACAAAUGGAAGCUGACUUGGAAUUUGGAGCGCAAAGAGGAUUCUAAUUUCUUCAAAACUUUUGUUUUCAGGCAAUUUCCCGGAGGCCCAUUUAUCGUCUACCUCCAGAGGAUCAGUGGAAUUUCAUCUGAAGGCUGGCCCUGGCAUCUCAAAGCCAAAGUAUGAGUCCCAGUACAGAUGAUAAAUAUAACAUGAGCUUUCGCAAGAAGCUUCUGACUAUUAGUUCAAACCUGGGGGACCAAGAUGUGGAGAGCCUGAAGUUUCUCUGCCAAGACUAUAUCUCCAAUCAGAAGCUGGAGAAGGCCAGCUCAGCCGCGGAUAUUUUCCAUCACCUUUUGGCAGAGGAGCUUCUGAGUGAGGAAGACCCCUUCUUCCUCGCGGAACUCCUCUACAUCAUCAGGCAGAAUUUACUGCUGCGGAGCCUGCACUACACCAAAGAGCAAGUGGAGCGUUUGCUGCCCAUCCGGAGGAGGGUCUCCCUGUUCAGACACCUGCUCUACGAACUGUCAGAAGACUUCAACUCAGAGAACUUAAGGGACAUGAUCUUCCUUCUGGGGAACUUGAUUCCAAACGUCAAGAUGACCUCUCUAAGUUUGCUGGCAUAUCUGAAGAAACAAGCUCUAAUAGAUGAAGAUAAUCUGACAUUACUGGAGGAUCUCUGCAAAAAAGUUAAACCUGACCAAAUCAAAAAGAUAGAAAAGUAUAAAAGAGAUAAAGCCUCCCUGGUAGUGACACUUCCUGUAGAUAAGAAAACUGAGUCAUCGUGUCGAGGAAAGGAGGAACUAUUUUCCAGUUCAGACAUUAGGCAGCUUUUGGGAGCCUUACAGAAGGCAGAUCUGUACAGGAUGGAUCGGAAACACAGAGGACACUGUGUCAUCAUCAACAACCACAGCUUCACCUCACUGCCACGUAGAACGGGGACCAAUGCAGAUGCUGAGUGCCUGAAGAGCGUGUUUCAGUGGCUUGGGUUCAGUGUAUAUACAUACAAUGAUGUGACUAAAAAAUGCCUGGAAGAGAUUCUGCAUGAAUUUAAGAGCCAUCCAGGCAAUGCUGAUGGAGACUGCUUUGUGUUCUUUGCUCUGACCCAUGGGAAAUUUGGAGCCGUUUACUCUUCAGAUGAAGCUAUCAUUCCCAUUCGAGAGAUCAUGUCUCACUUCACAGCCCAGCAGUGCCCUGGUCUGGCCCACAAACCCAAACUCUUUUUCAUCCAGGCCUGUCAAGGUAAAGCGAUGCAACCUUCUGUAUUCAUUGAAGCAGAUGCUAUAGAUCCUGAGCAUGCGUACCCUCCCCUUGUGAAUGGUGUUCCCAAUGAGGCGGAUUUUCUUCUUGGCUUGGCCACUGUCCCUGGCUAUGUGGCCUAUAGGCAUGCACUGCAAGGCAGCUGGUAUAUUCAAUCUCUGUGCAAUCAUCUGAAGGACUUGGUCCCCAGACAUGAAGAUAUCUUAUCCAUCCUCACUGUUGUCAACAAUGAUGUGAGUCAAAAAGUGGACAGAUUUGGAAGACACAGACAGAUGCCCCAGCCUGUUUACACACUGCGUAAAAAAAUAAUAUUCCCGGUGCCACAGGAAGAACUUUUAUGAUCAUAGUUUUCCUUCACUCUUAGAUUUGAAGAGAACCUCUGGUCUUCUCUUCCAACCUCCCACCCAGCAUAACAGUCAGUGACAGUGGGCUGGUCUUUCAUUUCAAUAAUAGGAAAUGCCCUAUUUUCUUUUUUUUUUUUUAAUUUUAUUCUUCAACUUCUCUCCAUGAAAGAUGAACACAAAGUUUUUUUUUUAAUUCAUAUACAGUCUUAUAUUAGUUUCAAGGAUACAACACAGUGGUUCCAUGGUUGUCCAUAUUAUUAAAUCCUCACCCCCAGUAAUACAGCUACUAUCUGUCAACAUAGGAAGAUGUUACAGAAUCACUAACUAUAUUCUCCAUGCUGUACUACUAUCCCUGUGACCAACCUGCAUUAUGAUUAAUAAUUUUUGUGCCCCUUUAUCUCUGCCUUUUUGUUCUGCUGAUAGUGUCUUUUGCGUACAGAAGCUUUUUAGUUUGAUGUAGUCCCACUUGCUCAUUUUUUAUGUUUUUUCCCUUGCCUGAGAAGAUGUGUCCAGGAAAAAUUUGCUCAUAUUUAUGUUCAAGAGAUUUUUGCCUAUGUUUUCUUCUAAGAGUUUUAUGGUUUCAUGCCUUACAUUCAGGUCUUUGAUCCAUUUUGAAUUUACUUUUGAGUAUGAAGUUAGGCAGUAAUCCAGUCUCAUUCUCUUGCAUGUAGCUGUCCAGUUUUCCCAACACCAGUUGUUGAAGAGGCUGUCUUUUCCCCACUGUAUAUUCAUGACUCCUUUAUCAUAUAUUGACUGACCAUAUAUGUGUGAGUAUAUAUUUGGGCUCUCUAUUCUGUUCCAUUGAUCUAUGGAUCUGUUCUUGGCGAGUACCAUAUUAUUUUGAGUAUUGUAGCUUUAUGGUAGAGUGAAGUCAGGGGGUGUAACCCUCCCCACCCCACCCUGCUUUGUUCUUCUUUCUCAGGAUUACUUUGGCUAUUCGGGGUCUUUUGUGGUUCCAUAUGAAUUUUAUAACUAUUUGUUCUAGUUUAUUGAAAAAUACUGUUGGAAUUUUGAUAGGGAUUGCAUUGAAUCUGUAAAUUGCUUUGGGCAGGAUGAACAUUUUGAUAAUAUUAAUUCUUCCUAUACACAAGCAUGGAAUAGAUUUCCACUUAUUUGUGUCUUCUUUACUUUCUCUUAUGAGUGUCCCACAGAUUUCAGAGUAUAUUCACUUCCUUGGUGAGGUUUAUUCCUAUGUAUUUUAUUCUUUUUGAUACAGUUGUAAAUGGAAUUGUUUUACUGAUUUUUCUUUCUGCUACUUCAUUGUUAGUAUAUAGGAAUAUAACACAUUUCUGUGUAUUAAUUUUGCCUCUUGUAACUUUGCUGAAUCCAUUUAUUCUAACAGUUUCUUAGUGGAGUUUUUAGGAUUUUCUAUGUAUAUAAUACCAUCUUGCAAAUAGUGACAGCUUAACUUCUUCCUUACCAAUGUGGAUGCCUUUUUUUUCCUCUUUGUGUUGUCUGAUUGCUGGGGCUAGGACCUCCAGAACUAUGUUGAAUAAAAGUGGUGAGAGUGAACAUCCUUGUCUUUUUCCUGAUCUUAGAGGAAAAGCUUUCAGCUUUUCACCAUUGAGUAUGAUGUUAGCCCUGGGCUUGUCAUAUAUGGUCUUUAUUAUGUUGAGGUACAUACCCUCUAUGCCCAUUUUUUAAAGUUUUUAUCAUAAUUGGAUGUUGAAUUUUGUCAAAUGCUUUUCAGCAUCUAUUGAUACAAUCAUGUGUUUUUUAUCCUUCUUUUUGUUAUAUGGUGAAUGAUAUUGAUUGAUUUACAAAUAUUAUACCAUCCUUGAAUCCCCAGAAUAAGCCCUACUUGGUCAUGAUGGAUGAUCUUUUUGAUGUUUUUUUGAACUUUGUAUGCUAAUAUUUUGGUGAGGAUUUUCACAUCUAUGUUCAUCAGGGAUAUUGGUCUGUAAUUUUCUUUUUUUGUGGUGUCUUUGCCUGGUUUUGGUAUUAGAGUGAUGCUGGCCUCAUAGAAUGAGUUUGAAAGUAUUCCCUUCUCUUCUACUUUUUGGGAUACUUUAAGAAGGAUGGAUAUUAGCUCUUCUUUAAUUAUUUGGUAGUAUUCCACUGUGAAGCCAUCUGUUCCUUGAAUUUUGCCUGCUGGGAGUUUGUUGGUUACCAAUUCAAUUUCAUUGCUGGCAAUUGGUCUGUUCAGAUUUUCUGUUUCUUCCUAGGUCAGUCUUGGAAGGUUGUAUAUUUCUAGGAAGUUGACCAUUUCUUCUAGGUUGUCCAGUGUAUUGGCAUAUAAUGUUUCAUAGUAUUCUCUAAUAAUUCUUUGUAUUUUUGUGAUACCUGUUGUGAUUAAUCCUUCUUCAUUGAUGAUUUUGUUUAUUUGUAUACUCUUUUUUUCUUGAUAAGUCUGUCUAGGGGUUUAUCUAUUUUAUUUAUUUUUCUCAAAGAACCAGCUCCUGGUUUCAAUGAUUCUUUCUAUUUUUUUAUUCUUCUCUAUAUUAUUUAUUUCUGCUCUGAUCUUUAUAUGUCCCUCCUUCUACUAACUUUGGGUUUCAUUUGUUCUUCUUUCUCUAGUUUCUUUAACUGUGAGUUUAGACUGUUUAUUUGGGAUUGUUCUUGUUUCCUGAGGGCGGCUUGUAUUGCUAUGUACUUCCCUCUUAGAACCACUCUUACAGUGUCCCACAGAUUUUGAACUGUUGAAUUUUUGUUGUCAUUUCUUUCUAUGUAUUGCAUUACUUGUUUUAAUUUGGUCAUUGAUCCAUCAAUUAUUUAGAAACAUGUUAUUUAACUUCCACUUGUUUGUAGGUUUUUUUGUUUUCUUUCUGAAAUUUAUUUCUAGUUUAAUAUCAUUGUAGUCUGAGAAGCUGCUUGAUACAAUUUCAAUCUUUUUAAAUUUACUGAGGCUCUUUUUGUGGCCUAGUAUGUAAUCUAUUCUGGAGAACAUUUCAUGUACACUUAAGAACAGUGUGUAUCCUGCUGCUUUUGGGUGGAGUGUUCUGUAGAUGUCUGUUAAAUCCAUCUCAUCUAAUAUACUGUUCAGUGUUUCUGUUUCCUUAUUUAUUUUCAGCCUGUUUGAUCUGUCUAUUGGUGUGAGUGGUGUGUUAAAGCCUCCUACAAUGAAUGUGUUGUAAUCUCUUUCCCCCUCUAAUUCUGUUAGCAUUUGUUUUACAUAUUUAGAUGCACCUAUGAGGGUGUGUAGUUAUUUAUAAUGCUUAUAUCCUCUUGUUGGACUGACCCUCUUUAUCAUUAUGUAAUGUCCUUCUUUGUCUCUUGUUACUUCCUUUGUUUCAAAAUCUAUUUUGUCUGAUACAAGUACUGCUACUCCUGCUUUUUUCCCCUAUUGUUUGCAUGAAAUAUCUCCUUCCAUCCCUUCACUUUAAGUCUGUGUAUGUCUUUGGGUCUGAAAUGAGUCUCUUGUAUGCAGCAUACAGAUGGGUCUUGUUACUUUAUCCAUUUUGCCACUCUAUGUCUUUUGAUUGGGGCAUUCAGUCCAUUUACAUUUAAGGUAAUCAUUAAUAGAUAUGCACUUAUUGCCAUUUUAUUAAUUUUUUUUCUGGUUGUUUUUGUAGCUCUUCUCUGUUCCUUUCUUACUCUCUUAAACUUUUCUCCUGUUGUUUGAUGGUUGUCUUUAGUGUUAUGACUGGAUUUCUCUUUUUAAAUUUUUUGUGUGUUUAUUAUAAGCUUUAUGUUUGCUGCUAUCAAAGGUUAAAGGAGAGCUUCCAGACUGCUGAAGCAGUGAGUCGCGGGGUGCAAGGGCCUGUGGGCUUGCAGAGGCAGCACGCCAUGCAUGUUGUGAAGACGUGUGCAUGCCAGGCUGGCAAAGGUAGCAAGUUGUGUGGUGGGAGGGCCCCCAGUUACAGAGCAGGUAGUUGUGCUGUGGCAGUACACAGCUGCCCCAGCAUCAAGUCCCAGGGUUGCCCCCUAGCAGCAGUGAGGUGUGCAGCACCUGGCUUGGCCACCCAUGGGGAGAAAGGAGUUCUCAGAGCCGGGUUCCACAGACACCUCCCCAGUUAGGCUGAAACAGUGCUGUGAAACCUGGGAGAGUCUCCCUCUGCCUGCUGGUCUGAUGUUGCUGGGCUGAGUGGGCUGGCAUGUUGGCAAUGAGCAGGGAGGUGCCUCGGAACAGAGCUGCCAGAGAGGGGGAUGCAGCAUCAGGGGCUUCUGAGUGUGUUCGACCUGUUGGGCUGAGGGAAGGCUGCGGAGGUAUCAUCUACCGGUCCUUUCUCCUGAGGAGAUAGCUCCAUCCAACCCUUGCCACUCUGACACCCCUCCCACUGCUGGAGAAUCUUUCAAACUGCUGCCUCUGUGUUGGGUCUUGGCAGGAUUAGUGGAGCGUGCCUGU
This is a messenger RNA of Manis pentadactyla (Chinese pangolin), 7062 nucleotides long. RefSeq names its product caspase 10 (gene CASP10). Gene Ontology annotation, biological process: negative regulation of extrinsic apoptotic signaling pathway via death domain receptors; proteolysis. The record is from RefSeq and is a predicted model, not a curated record. Gene Ontology annotation, molecular function: protein binding. The coding region runs from base 1356 to 2774 and encodes 472 amino acids. Lineage: Eukaryota; Metazoa; Chordata; Mammalia; Pholidota; Manidae. The transcript is spliced from 8 exons.